UCACCUGUCAGUGAAAUGUCACAAAAACAUAACAUAACCUAUAAAACUAUCAAAUUAAAAUAAAGAAGAAAAUUGUGAAUAAAAAGAAAAAUAGAUUUUACAAAAAUGCAUCGUUUUGCUAAAGUUUUACGUAAUUUAUCAUAUUCUAAGAAUAAAUAUCGUAUGAAUGUAAUUAGUAGUUCAAUAAAAUGUUUACAAUAUCCCUGUAGUAGAAGUAUAUUUUCCAAUCAAGUUUUGUUUAAUAAAUUGUAUAUAGAAAAUGAAAACGGUUACGCGUACAACAUAAUGACAAAUAAAGGAUAUGCCAAUCAAUUUGCAUUAGACAAAGCAAGCGAUAAAGUAAGCCAAGCUGAGUUUGAUAGAAUAAUGCAAGAUAACCUUAAAAAUAAAACACCUCAAGAGAUCUUUCAAAUGUUUUCCAAAAUUGGUGCAUACUGCUCCGAGCAUAAUAUGUGUAUAUCAAAUAAAAUGUUUGAUAACCAUAUUGAUGUUCUAACUGACAAUAUUAAGUUUGCCAGUGAUGAUGAAUUGAAAUCACUAUUUUAUGCCUUAAAAAGAUGGCCUGAAACACCAUCCCCGAGGAGCAGGAACUACAUAGAGGUGUGGGCGGCGCUGGACGACGAGUGCCUCAAACGACACACCGAGUGGUCUACAGACAAGAUACUGUCUUAUCUUUCCUUGUUCUAUAUGUUGAAAAUAAUAAAGGCUACUGAUUAUUCACAAAAGGUAUUGAAUAAACUUGCUACCAAAGCUAAACGUUUGACACCAGAACAACUUGUGCCAACAUUUUUCUAUGUGGGAGCACUCAGGAAUCCCCCUUACGAUAUGCACAAUCUGGAAAUCCAACUGGCACAAAACAUAUCUUUAUUAACUGUUGAUGACUUAGCAGUUAUAGCACUGGGUUUCUUUAAAAGCAAGACACCAAUCAGAAGUAUGGAGUUAAUAAGUAAAAUUCUUGAGAAAAUAAUUGAAAGUUCUAAAGAAAUCCAUGAGAUAUCACUGGCUGCUCUGCUGAAGCUUAUUAGAUUUUCUCUCAGAAUUAUGGCAAAUGAUGAUCCAUUGUACAGAUUGCUCGGAGUACUAGAGGCUGAAGUGCCAAGAUUGUCUCUCAUGUGUUGUGUUCACAUUGCGCUGGUGGGGACCCCUACAUUAACUGUCCAUGAGAGUUGUCUUGAUGCCAUUGCCAGAAAAUUGAUUUCUUCUAUAGAAGAUGCCAGAUUAAAAGAUAUUGAACGCUUGGUAUUAACUUAUGGACUGUUUAGUUACAAACCAAAAACAGAUACAUGUUUAUUUGAAAUUAUUACUGAAGAGUUGAAGAACCCCCGGAAGCAAGCCCAAAUAGACAAGUAUCCCCGGUGUUAUGGUUGUUGUGUCUCUUAUUUAGGACUUUUGGGAAUAUACCCAAAAGACCUUAUCUCAAAAGUUUUAGAUCCCAAGUUUUUAGAAAAACAAUAUGGAAGAAAUCCCUUUGAGUAUGGGCGGGAAAUUCUUAGUUUACAUAAUUCAGUGAAAAUAUACUUUAAUAAUGAUUCAGACAUGAACUGUCUCACCGAUAGAGCAGCUAUUGUUAUGGCCAAAAGGUACACUGAUUAUAUGCCCGAUCAGGAACAUAAAAAGCAGUACAAUAUAACUGAGAAAAUGAUCUUAGACACAAUGAGAGUUUUAAGAGAAGUCAGAGGAGGCCAUCAAUAUGUCUUGGGAGACCAUGUAUUAACACAUCAUCAGAGAGGAGAUAUAAUCAUUUGCAAUGGAAAGGAUGGGAUGCCAGUUUCUGUUGAAGACAUAUUUCCAAAACCAUUUGGUCUGAUAAAAAGGCCACCCACUGAUGAUACAUGGGUGGUCCUAGUGAUUGCAGGAAGGAAUGCUCUUCUAAAAAAGAGCAGACGGGCUACUGGACCAUUGCAGCAAAAAAUAUUUGAGCUUCGACACAUUGGAUAUAAAGCCAAUAUGAUAAGGUGGGAUGACUGGUCUACUCUUCAAACGGAUGAAGAAAAAAAAGAGUAUUUAAAUAAUUUAAUAACUGAAGCUAUUCAGAUUUAAAUUAAUAAACACCCACUAUUUAAGAACAA
This is a messenger RNA of Plutella xylostella (diamondback moth), 2069 nucleotides long. RefSeq names its product FAST kinase domain-containing protein 5, mitochondrial. Lineage: Eukaryota; Metazoa; Arthropoda; Insecta; Lepidoptera; Plutellidae. The record is from RefSeq and is a predicted model, not a curated record.